Oryzias melastigma (Indian medaka) is the source of this 3991-nucleotide messenger RNA. RefSeq names its product transcriptional repressor scratch 1. The record is from RefSeq and is a predicted model, not a curated record. Lineage: Eukaryota; Metazoa; Chordata; Actinopteri; Beloniformes; Adrianichthyidae. Gene Ontology annotation, biological process: regulation of DNA-templated transcription. Gene Ontology annotation, molecular function: DNA-binding transcription factor activity, RNA polymerase II-specific; RNA polymerase II cis-regulatory region sequence-specific DNA binding. Bases 799 to 1692 code for a protein of 297 amino acids. The transcript is spliced from 2 exons.
UCCACGCGCGUGUCAGCGGAGCUUUGGAGGAGCGUCUGCCCUCGCAGAAGAAGCGCCAACGCAGCAAUAUUUUUACCGCCGUUUGUUCUGCACGCGGACGUCUGAGGGGGGUGGGGGGGUCUCACCGGACCCGGAGGUUUCCUUCAAACCCGUUUCCUCUACGGGCUUUCUCACGCGCGCGCUUCUCUGCUCCUGCAGCUGUUUUCUCCUGGUGGGGAUUCGGACGAACCGGGUCAGACGAAUCUGAACCCGCGCGCUUCCCUCGUGCUGCCGCGCGGACCGAUGAUCAGAGGAGCUGUCCGGUGCUGAAGUCCAGUACGGAGAGAGACCUGCGUCCGCCGGGAGCUGUCCAAGUGCUGAACCCUCAACCCAGAACCCGGAAGAACCCGGAAGAACCCAGAAGAAACCAGAAGAAGUCAGAAGAAGCCAGAAGAACCCGGAAGAACCCAGAAGAAGCCAGAAGAACCCACGAGAACCCACAAGAACCCAGAAGAAGCCAGAAGCCCUCCCCGGUGGAACAGCAGCAGUUUGGAUGGAACGUUGCUCAGGACCCCGUUUGUAUUUUUAUUUCUCAUGUUUUAAAGGUCUUCGGUUCUGGUUCUACAGGUUUCCAUGCUAGAACCAGAUCAACCAGACCAGAACAAAGAAGAAGAUUCAGUGUGAGAGUCAUGUCUGCUCCGGGGGGGUUCACCUGAGCACGCAGAUCCACCUUCAGCUGAACAGACUUUCUGUUUCAACAUCAGAGAAACAGAAAAGAAGAGUUUGAGUCCAGAGCAGAAGAGCAGCAGAUUUCCCAUCAUGCCGCGCUCCUUCUUAGUGAAGAAAGUCAAACUGGACGAUUUCUCCAGCGCGGAUCUGGAGAGUUCCUACAGCCGGAGAGAAGAGCUCCGUCUGCAGUUCCACCACCAUGACAAAGGCUACACCAGCGAUUACCUGAGUCCAAACCCAUACGAUGAUGCUGUGGGAAGUGACUCCUCUGUCCUCUCCAAAGUGCCCUCCCCGAGCCACCCAUCCAUCAUAUACGGCCACAUUAACGACCCCUACCCUGGUAUCCAUGGCGACAUCCACGGCGACUCAGACCAGCCGGACAGUCCGAGGUCUGAGGUGUCGUCGUCCGCCGGUGGGUACAUCAGUGGAGACACGGCAGUGAGCGAGGGAUACUCGGUAGACGCCUUUUUCAUCAUGGACGGACGAUCACGGAGAAAGGCCACCAGCAGCCAGCGGGGUUCCGCCCAGAGGCACACCUGCAGCGAGUGCGGCAAAACCUACGCCACGUCCUCCAACCUGAGCCGGCACAAGCAGACACACAGGAGCAUGGACAGCAAGAUGGCCAAGAAGUGCCCCACCUGCGGGAAGGUUUACGUCUCCAUGCCCGCCAUGGCCAUGCACCUGCUGACCCACGACCUCAAGCACAAGUGCGACGUGUGCGGCAAGGCGUUCAGCCGGCCGUGGCUGCUGCAGGGCCACAUGCGCUCGCACACGGGCGAGAAGCCCUUCGGCUGUGCCCACUGCGGCAAGGCGUUCGCCGACCGCUCCAACCUGCGCGCUCACAUGCAGACGCACUCGGCCUUCAAGCACUACAAAUGCAAGCGCUGCAACAAGACCUUUGCUCUGAAGAGCUACCUGAACAAGCACUACGAGUCCGCCUGCUUCAAGGGGGCCUUCUCCCCUCUCAGCUCCCUCAGCGAGUGAGGACGCCUGACCUUCAUCUGACCUUCAUCUGACCUUUAUCUGACCUUUAUCUCACCUUCACCUUACCUUCAUCUGACCUCCAUCUGACCUUUAUCUGACCUUUAUCUCACCUUCAUCUCACCUUCAUCUGACCUUCAUUUGACCUCCAUCUGACCUUCAUCUGACCUUCAUUUGACCUCCAUCUCACCUUCAUCUCACCUUCAUCUCACCUUCAUCUGACCUUCAUCUCACCUUCAUUUGACCUUCAUCUCACCUUCAUCUCACCUUCAUCUCACCUUCAUCUCACCUUCAUUUGACCUCCAUGUGACCUUCAUCCAGAACAUUAGUGAGAGCUGUCCUCCUGAACCAUCAUCUGAACCACAAACGUAGAAAACCUGUUUGAUCCCAUGUUUCAGUGCCUGAUCUCAGAGCUUCUGCUGCUCCAGAAGUUUCUUCUACAUCAGGCAGAGCUCAGCACUACUGGCUCACUUUGAGCUUUUCCGUCCAUAUCUGCUCUUAUCGGAGGUUUUCUCAGCCUGUGAGCAAACCUUCGGGAUGAAAGCGAGAAUCAUGCGGUGUGAUCCUGAUAGAAAAGCACAAAACAAAAGCACAAGGACUUUUAUGUGAAGACGUUCAUUCACAGCAGGACUGCAGAUCCACCGCCUGCUCUGAUGUGCAGCCAGGAAACGACGUUUGUUUACAUUCAGUUUGUUUGUUUCCUGUACAGUUGAAGGAAAAUGAUCCUCUUUGUAUUCCAGGAUCAGAUGCCUCAAACCUCCUCUGAGCCAUCAGGAUAAUCCUUCAUUCACUUCCAAAACUAAAUCUUUUUAUAUUUUAUUUAUUGGUUGAUUAUUUAAAGGCAUUUUUGAUGUUUCCUCAAAGUGAAACUUCAUGAAGUAUUUCCGUUAACGUUUUCAUUGGUAAAUGUGUUUAUUUUUAUACAUCUGGAUUCUUUUGCACUUUAAUUUUCUGCCUUUUGUUCCAAAUAUGCCAAAGCAUUUGACACUUUCAGACAGUUUUACUUUUCUGCCACUUUGAUCAUCAAAACCUUUGCAUGCAGCUGAAAUAAUCCAGUCUAUGCCAAUUUUCCUUUUUGUCUUUUAAAUUUUCUUGCCAAACUUCGCAGACGAAGUAAAUACUGAAUUCUCCUCUGAAAGAGCAAUAACGCAUGAGGUUUUCAGAGAACACUCUUUUUAACUUUCUUCCAUCUGGUUGUGAGAAAUGACUUCAGGGAGUCGGUGACCACAGAGUCACAUGACGAGGCAUUGGCUCCGCCCUCAGAGGAAUGGCCGUGCUGCUGGGAUUCCUUCAUCCCCCGUUAGGACACACCCUCUUCUGCCUCGGCGGAUGUAGAAACUGCUUCCUAGUUCCUGUCACAGAACAGUCGGGUCUCCAAGGAUUCUCCAGAACACUCCGGUUCCUCUGAAGCGGGCCCUGGGUCGGGACGGGUCGGGUUCUUUUGUACAUGUUUAUGCACUGCCUGCCUCCUGUUGUUACUCUAAAGUAUUUUAGAAAGUAGAAGUAGAUCUCUGGUGCUGAAACAUGGACGGAAACCAUCCAGCGUGUGAAGAACCGGAGCUUCUGGUGCCUUUCUGAUAAGGUCUGACCACCAUCAGUGACGGGCAGAUUACUGUCCUGCAGGGGUUUGAGUCCAAGACUGAAUUAUUUUUUUAUAUAUGGGUCAGAACUGCAGAGACUUCCUGUCAGAGUUUCUCCAACAUGAAGCUCAAACCAUCAAACCUUUCAGACUUCCUGCUGUCAGAUUCUGAGGGUUUUCCUGAGGUCGUUCAUGUUUCAGCACCAGAGAGCGUCUAAGAACUCUUACUAUGAUCGACUGUAGCCUACUAUAGCCACGAGUUAGUGAAGCUAUUCUUAUAUUAAAGCACUUCCUGUUACAAACUAUAUCAUACAACUUUUUUAAGGUUAGUAGCACAAAGAAACGGUUUAGAUUCCAGUAGAGAACACGAGUAUAAAAACUUUUUUACUACAAACUGCAGACUGGUGAUAACCAUGAACAACAGAGUGGUAAUUACCCAGAAUGCUGUGCCAUUUAUCACCAUGUUGCACCACUUUUCUAGGAGCAAAAAUGCAUCUAUUUUGCAGCCAGAGGCCUUGUAAAUAGGAUCUGAGAGGAUGAAUCCUACAGGUCUGUGCAGACGGAGGAAGUCCACCUCAUUGGUUAUUUUUAUGGAGCUUCCUGCUUUCAUUCGCCGUUCUUCCUCUGUGUUUUCUGGCAAGUCCAGAGAUUGAGAUGAUGUAAAGCACAAAAGCAAACACUGGGCAUUUCCUUCACUUCUUAAAUAAAACAACUUUCAAAGAA